AUGUCUGCAAGGCCAUGUGUUAAUGUCCCCCUGGUGUUUUGGCUCCACAAAAAAGCUCCAGAUGUGGUGUGUAAGGUGCUGCUGGAGCACGGCUGGGAGGAGUUUGACCCUGAGGAGCAGGAGGAAGGAGACUGGAACCUGUAUUGGCACGGCUUGGGUUUCCGCAGCUUAGCCUAUGAGAGUAUUUUGCCUUGGCAGAGGCUGAAUCAUUACCCCAAAACAGCCAUUAUCUCACACAAAGACUGCCUGGCACGCAACCUGAGAGGCAUGUACGGCCCUGCACUUUACGGCUUCAGUCUUCUGGCUUACAACCUGCUGAACGAUUACAUGAGGUUUCUGGAGGAGUACACAAAAAGCAAAGGACGGUGUGUGUACUGGAUCUGUAAACCAGUGGAUCUCUCACUGGGGAGGGGCAUCUUUAUCUUCAAGGAUAUCAAACACUUGACUUAUGACUCGACAUUGAUCGUACAGAAAUAUAUAUGCGAACCGUUUCUCUACAAGUUUGACUUGCGCAUAUACGAGUGUCUGACUAGUUUCCAUCAUCUUACCAUUUACAUGCACCAGGAGGGCUUGGUGCACUUUGAGACUGAGAAAUACGACCUAGAGUCUCUAGACAAUCUGUUCUCUCAUCUCAAGAACACAAGCAUCAACAUGAAUUUUUUUUACACUACGGCUAAAGAGUCCGUCGGUCAGGGGUGUAAAUGGACCAUGAGUAGAUUCCGAAGCUUCCUUCACAGCCUCAAUCAGGUUCAUCUCUGGCAAAAGACCAGCAACAUAAUGACACUGACUCUGCUCACCAUGGCUCCAUCCGUUCCUUCCAGCACUAACGGCCUGGAGUCGCUUGGAGUCGACAUCCUUGUCGAUUCCAAAUUUAAGCCUUGGUUUUUAGAUUUCAGUUACGGUCUGGACUUUUUUUUUUGGACUGUCCAGUCAAUAUAAAGGUCAAAAAAGGUCUGAUGAAUGAUCCUACGG
Tachysurus fulvidraco (yellow catfish) is the source of this 972-nucleotide messenger RNA. RefSeq names its product tubulin tyrosine ligase-like family, member 2 (gene ttll2). Gene Ontology annotation, molecular function: tubulin-glutamic acid ligase activity; tubulin binding. Gene Ontology annotation, biological process: microtubule cytoskeleton organization; protein polyglutamylation. Lineage: Eukaryota; Metazoa; Chordata; Actinopteri; Siluriformes; Bagridae. Gene Ontology annotation, cellular component: cilium. The record is from RefSeq and is a predicted model, not a curated record.